Exophiala oligosperma is the source of this 1593-nucleotide messenger RNA. RefSeq lists its product as uncharacterized. Gene Ontology annotation, biological process: regulation of transcription by RNA polymerase II. The record is from RefSeq and is a predicted model, not a curated record. The transcript has 4 exons. Gene Ontology annotation, cellular component: nucleus. The coding region runs from base 265 to 1593 and encodes 442 amino acids. Lineage: Eukaryota; Fungi; Ascomycota; Eurotiomycetes; Chaetothyriales; Herpotrichiellaceae.
UGAAUAUUCUUUUCUCAGAUUCCUGUUGUCGUGGUCCUGGCUGAUUUGCCGCACAAUGAAUGUGGCUCAGUGGAUGACCUGAACCAUCAGAAGUCAUUAACUUUGUUCUCAUUUCUGCAGGUCCUCAUCCAGUUCUUUGUGCUUGCUUGAUUACCUUCCUCCUCCCCGCCUUGACAAACUCGCAUUUCCUUUCUAUCUCUGCGUUUCAACACUUCUUCUCUCUUUGACCUCCUCUAGUGGUUGACUUCUCUCACAUCAGCCAAGAUGAAGAUCAAGUGUACCUACGAGGACUGCUUCAGACAUUUCGAGUCUCAGUCAUCAAUGAUCACGCACAAGAUCAAAGACAUCAAACACUGUUAUUGUAAACUUUGCGAUCUCGACUUUCCAGAUGACAUGCAUCUUUUCAUCCAUCAACUUGGAACUCCUGCCCACAUCUGUUGUCCCGUCUGUGCUCUGGAGUUCAAAAGUAUCGCAGGCAGAGAUCGACAUGUCGAACAGACACACCGUACGAGUCAGAAUAUCUCCUGUGCCGGCUGCCAAACCCGGUUUUACUCUGCACAGUCACUGAUGCAACACAUCGAAAACGACGAAUGCGAUGUCAUCCGAUUGAGGGAUUUUCAGAUGCAACGAGCCGAGAAACAAUUGCAAAAGGAUACGUGGAUGAAAGAAACCGAACCUUACGACUUCACUAGUCCAGUGCAAAGCCGACUCGCGGACGCUGCCAGCUUGAUGGAUGAUGAGGCUGCUGGAGACGCUGAUGGUGGGGUCUCUCUGGUCCAGCCCCGUGAUGGUCGCCGCAUCUCGGCAUUGCCAGAACAGCAUUUCCCACCGUCAGGUACGGACCCGACCAGAGGCCAAGGUACCACUGCAAAAUCUCAACUCACCACGAGCAACCUGUUGAAAAACAACGACCCGACCAAGGACAUGGCAGGGCUGACAAUAUCACAUCAUCAUCAGCUUCGCCCGCAAGCACCAGCAUGGGACUCCUAUGCAGCGGCGGCGGCGGUACCGGAACCGACCCCUGGCGAGAACGCAGCCAACAUCCGCGACUGGCUCGGUUCCGUCAACAGCAAGACGAACCCACCGUCCGACAAUCACAGCGAGGUCGCUUCGAUCUACGACCGUAAGUCACCGGAAUCGGUGGUGUCGGAAAACUACAUCCCUCCAAGCCUGCGGGCCGGUUCGAUCCCAGCCGGGGGCAUAAGGAGAGUUAUAACGAUGCCAGCCCACAGCAUCAUCACCAGCACGGGCGGCAUCGAGUUCGAAAAGUACUGGGAUUCGUUGCGCCAGGAGUACGUCUGUCCGGGGGAGAAGUGUCUCCGCGCCUUCAAAGGUCAGCUGGAUUUCAAAAAUCACCUCCUCUCCGCGGCACACGUCGGCGGCCAGGUGACCUGUCCGAGCUGUCUGAAGAAGUUUGCGACCACGACGGCUUGGGUGGCCCAUUGCGAAAGUGCGAGCAAGAGGUGUGACAUACGCAAAAGUGCCGAUUUCAACAACGUGAUGCGAGAAAUCACCGGUGGUAUCUUGGGCACCAGUGGCUUUUUGGGCGACGGUUCCGUCAGGUACGUUGCACCUCGGAUUGAGGAAUGGUGA